This is a messenger RNA of Dendrobium catenatum, 1131 nucleotides long. Its product is annotated as transcription factor PCF2. Gene Ontology annotation, molecular function: DNA-binding transcription factor activity; sequence-specific DNA binding. Lineage: Eukaryota; Viridiplantae; Streptophyta; Magnoliopsida; Asparagales; Orchidaceae. The transcript has a single exon. Bases 64 to 1017 code for a protein of 317 amino acids. Gene Ontology annotation, cellular component: nucleus. The record is from RefSeq and is a predicted model, not a curated record.
CCCACUCUUUUGCCCCUUUCCAACCCAAACCUCCAAUCGUCUCUCUUGACGUUUUGAUUAGAAAUGGAUUCUCAAUUGCUGGACGAGGAGGAUGACAGAAGGAAGGCUGACGCUGAACCGGGCGGCGGCGGAAGUGCAGCGUCGACGGAGACGACUACGCACCGCUUGAUUAUGCCGAAGCCAGAGCCGAUGGAGUUCAUGGGCUCGCUUCCGCUUAUGAAAAGGCAGCCAGGGCGGAGCAAGGACCGCCACACGAAAGUGGAGGGCCGUGGUCGAAGGAUCAGGAUGCCGGCCGCUUGCGCCGCUAGGAUCUUCCAGCUCACUCGUGAGCUCGGGCACAAGUCUGACGGAGAGACCAUUCGGUGGCUCCUCCACCACGCCGAGCCCGCAAUUAUCUCCGCCACCGGAACUGGAACCGUUCCGGCCAUCGCUACCACUGUUGAUGGAACGCUCAAAAUCCCCAGCGAGGUUUCGUCGGCUCCAGCCGACCGACGCGGUGUAACGACCACAUCGUCAGUAGAUGGAAGGAGGAGGAAGCUGCAGCCGAUGAGGGCGGCGUCGAACAGUGGGGUUUCGUUGUCCACUGGAUUGGCCCCGAUCCUUGCAGCGCCCGCUGUGGUUCCGGUGUUGGCGUUUGGCGGUGGAAGCGCGCUUCCAGGGGCUAGUCCUGUUUGGAUGAUUCCAAGUAAUUACGCGCUCGGCGCCGGGCCGUCGACGCCGGUGGCCGCACCUGUAUGGACUCUUCCGACGCCGCCGCAUAUUAUUAAGUUCACCGGAAGGCCCUUCAACGCUGGCGUUGCAUUACCCGGUGCCGUGGAGCUAAACCUAGCAACAGCUGAAACGGAUGCCCAGACAGCGAAGCUAGCUAAGACUGCUGGUCCACUAAACGCCGAGCUUCAACUAAUGGGCGAAGCAAUGGAUCAGAACCGUGGGAAAGCAGAGUACGGGAAGGAUAAGAAAGGGGAGGAACAGUACGCGAGGGACAACGAUUCGGCGGAGCCGCUCGCCGGUGGUUAGAGUUUAAUUUUGUUGAUUAAUUUGCUGCUAAUCAUUUUAGUUAUUAACUUAAUUACACAUUAGGGUUUAAUUCAAGGUUUUAAACGCGAUUUACGACUAGCUCGAAUUUCCAUA